Molecule: messenger RNA, 1275 nt
Organism: Macroventuria anomochaeta
Lineage: Eukaryota; Fungi; Ascomycota; Dothideomycetes; Pleosporales; Didymellaceae
Exons: 3
Coding region: 1-1275 (424 amino acids)
Cellular component (GO): membrane
Source: RefSeq, a predicted model, not a curated record
AUGGCCUUCAUCCUCGCCGUGCUAUCGAUAUACUGGGGCGUCUUCUACAAGGUCCAAAAUCGACUCAGCCAUCUGCUCGUCUAUGUCGUUGAUAUGGAUGGUGCUGCACCUUACGACAACACUGGAAAUGCACCAUUUGUUGGACCUACGAUCACGCAGCUGGUGCAAAAACAACUGUCAUCUGGCAUGCCGACACUGGGAUGGGGCAUCCGUCCUGGCUCCGAUUUCAACAACGAUGUAUUGGAGGUUCGACAGGCUGUGUACAACUGGGAUGCCUGGGCUGCGAUCAUUAUCAAUCCCAAUGCUUCGGCGUUGUUGUAUCAAGCUGUUGCGACCGGCAACGCUUCGUACGACCCACUCGGUGCUUGUCAGCUGGUCUACCAGGAUGCCAGAGACGACACGAACUGGUACGACUUCAUGCUGCCGCUCAUCAGCCAGUUCAUGACACAAGCAACGAGCCAAGUUGGCCAGCAGUGGGCGCACAUGGCACUCCAGAACGCCAGCGACCCUACAACUCUGGCUAACCUCCAAGCUGCACCACAAGCCAUCAGUCCUGCGAUUGGAUUCUCAGAGUUUAAUCUUCGACCAUUCUUCCCAUACACUGGCAUUCCAGCUGUAUCCAUUGGCCUGAUCUACCUGAUCAUUAUCUCCUUCUUCAGCUUCUCCUUCUACCUCCCCAUCCACAUGACCUACAUCAACCCACAAGGCCACCCGCCCCUACAAUUCUCCCAAAUGAUCCUCUGGCGCUGGUUUGCCACCCUGAGCGCCUACUUCAUGCUCUCGCUCGCCUACUCUUUCGUCUCCAUGGCCUUCCAGAUCAACUUCACGCACACCAACCCGAUCACCUCUGAAAUCCAGGUCACGGACGUCGCAUACGGUAAUCCCGUGGCGUAUGGACAUGGCACGUUCUUGGUGUACUGGAUGCUGAAUUUCUUCGGCAUGAUUGCGCUCGGGCUGGCUUGUGAGAAUGUUGCGAUGGUUGUAGGUGCGCCGUGGAUGGGGUUGUUCUUGAUCUUUUGGGUUAUCACGAACGUGUCAACGGCUUUCUACGAUAUUGAGAUCGCGCCUGCUUUCUACCACUGGGGGUACGCUUGGCCGUUGCAUUCAAUUGUUGAAGGUAGUCGCCAGAUUUUGUUCGGGUUGCACUCGCGCAUUGGACUUGAUUUUGGCAUCUUGAUUGCGUGGGGCGCGGUUAAUACGGCGUUCUUCCCACUCUGCUGUUGGUUUAUGAGGUGGAAGAAGCAGAGGGGUGUGGCAGAGUACUGGGAGAGUUAG